AUGGCGAUGCCGAUGCCGCUGGCUGGCGGCGGGGCCAUGCAGGGCGCUCCGCCCCUGCCGGAGCUGCCGGUGCCCCUGCCGGACUGGCUCACGGGGAACCCGUACUUCACUGCCGGCUUCGGCUUGGGCGGCAUCGCCACCGUAAUGGGACUGCUGCGGCAGAGCUCCGCGGGCAUCCAGAGCGUCUGCCGGAGGCAGAUGCUGAUGACGUUGGAGAUCCCAUCUAAGGACUUCGCCUACCAGUGGGCCGAUGUCCAGCAGCACUCCAAUUGCUUGGACACGACAAGAGUGCGCUACCUGGCGGCGGUUAAGAAGCUCCACGCGAUAGUCAUUGUCGACGAAACAGGACCGCCAGUGGCAGCACGCAAACUUGUCUGGCCCAAGCUAAUCGAUGACCAGGACUUGGUGCUCGGCGGCAACACCCCUCCUGAUUGGAGGACCUCAGCAGCCAAUGCGAAGCUCGAGCAGGUGGAUUCCAAGGCGACGGGCAAGGGCACGCCGCGUCCUCAACAGCCAGCCUAA
Molecule: messenger RNA, 522 nt
Organism: Prorocentrum cordatum
Lineage: Eukaryota; Dinophyceae; Prorocentrales; Prorocentraceae
Source: the annotation of a GenBank genome assembly